AUGACGGCAAAUACAAAUAGAAAACAAUGGAGCAGAAAAAUAGAAUACGUUUUAACUAUACUCGGAUUUCUAAUGGGAUUUGGCAAUCUCUGGAGGUUUCCAUACAUUUGCAUGAAAAAUGGCGGCGGGGCUUUCCUGAUACCCUACUUAUUUGUCAUUUUCAUCGUUAUAAUUCCGGUGUAUUUCUUAGAAGAAUCUCUUGGUCAAUUUUCCGGAAAAUCGUUCAGGAAUGUUUGGAGCUAUUGUCCACUAGUGAAAGGGCUUGGAUUGGGUAUGCAGGUGAUGUUGGUGCCAUCAGUAUGCUAUUACGUGAUGUUAAUGACGUGGGCGGCAUAUUAUCUGUAUUCUGCUUUCCACAAUCCUUUACCUUGGAGUACCUGUGCAAAUGAAUGGAACACGGUAUACUGUUUUAACAUCGGUAAUACCACAAAUAACAGACUAAUGAAUUCUACCAAUGAUAUCAAUGAUCUUAAACUUGUGCAAGACCAGGUUACAUCAAGUACAAAUACGAGCCAGACGAGCGUGACAUUCCCAGUAAUGAAAAUCCAAAAUGCAGCAGAAGAAUUCUGGCAAUAUAAUGUGUUGGAUAUAUCCACCGGAAUAGAGUACUUCGGUUCACUCAAAGGCCACAUUGUAAUUUGUUUAGCACUGAUUUGGACUGUAGUCUAUCUGUGUGUCAUCAAUGGUAUCACGUCUACAAAGAAGGUAGUGUACGUGACAGCAACUAUUCCAUACCUGCUUCUUACAAUCCUGCUCGUCCACAAUCUGACGUUACCGGGAUCUUUCGAUGGUGUCGUCUUUUUCAUAAAACCGGAUUUCAAGUCACUUUUGAACAUACAGGUUUGGUUAGAAGCUGCAAUACAAGUCUUUCAUUCGAUGUCUAUCGGAACUGGACUGCAUAUCACAUUGGCGAGUUACAACAAAUUUAAUAACGAUUGUCUCAGAGAUGCAUUUGUAAUGACCCUUGCUGGAGAGGCUUUGACCAGUCUCUUUGGUGGAUUUGUUAUCUUCACGGCGCUCGGAUUUAUGGCUCAUCAAGCAAACGUUUCUAUAAAAGAAGUUACAAAUUCUGGCCCCGGAUUAGGUUUUGUGGCCUAUCCGAUUGCGUUAGCACAGAUGCCUCUCUCAAACAUAUGGGCAGUAUUGUUUUUCUUUGCUAUGGUAAUACUAGGAGUGCACAGUCAGUUUACGUCGACGGAGCAAGCCUACAAUUAUUUUGAGGAAUGCUAUCCGUUCAUGGCAAAAAAACCCAAAAUUUGUAGAGGAUGUUUAUCGCUGAUUGGCUUUGUACUUACUCUUCCAUUUUGUACACAAGUAGGGGUAUACCUCUUUCAGUUGUUUGAUUGGUAUAAUGCCGCAUUUGCACCGUUAUUUUUCGUAUUAGUAGAAUGUAUAUCGGUAGCCUGGUUGUAUG
Messenger RNA from Ylistrum balloti, 1414 nucleotides. RefSeq names its product sodium- and chloride-dependent creatine transporter 1-like. Gene Ontology annotation, cellular component: membrane. The annotation marks the transcript as partial. The transcript has 10 exons. Gene Ontology annotation, biological process: sodium ion transmembrane transport. NCBI's taxonomy places the organism in Eukaryota, Metazoa, Mollusca, Bivalvia, Pectinida, Pectinidae. The record is from RefSeq and is a predicted model, not a curated record.